Molecule: messenger RNA, 3089 nt
Organism: Lampris incognitus (smalleye Pacific opah)
Lineage: Eukaryota; Metazoa; Chordata; Actinopteri; Lampriformes; Lampridae
Gene: ddx24
Product: DEAD (Asp-Glu-Ala-Asp) box helicase 24
Exons: 9
Coding region: 266-2944 (892 amino acids)
Cellular component (GO): nucleolus
Molecular function (GO): nucleic acid binding; ATP binding; RNA helicase activity
Source: RefSeq, a predicted model, not a curated record
GCCCUCCUGCCAUGCGGGGGUACCAUCUAGUGUACCAAGUUUUUGAAAACCGGAUCGGAAAGGAUAUCGAGUAGUUUAUAACUCUUUUGCUUUUUCAAGCUAAUCUUGUUUUGGCUAUUCUGGGAGUUAUUCGUCCUAUAGGCGCUAGUAUUGUACAGAAUUAUUUGUGCAAGCGUAAAGCGGUUAUCUAGACUUCGCGUAACAUUAAAUGUAUUCGUUGAGCCUUGCGUUACUUAAUAUUUGAUUGAUUCCACUUCAUAGCAAAAUGAAGAUGAAAAAGACAAAUAGUAAAAACAAGCGACCUGCCUCACGGCUGCGUAAGACGGUCAAACGGGGGAUACAAGUAAGAGGCAGUUGGAAAGCUGUGGCGCUGGACCCCAGUAUGUUCUCUGAGGAGGGUGUGGGGGACAUGGGGGGUCUGGUGUGCUUUGAGGAGCUGACAGAUUAUCGCUUGGUAGACCCUGUCAAGACUGCAGUUAAAGCAGCAGAAGAACUCGAAAAGAAGAAGAAGAAGAAAGCCAAGAAAAGAAAAACUAGUGAAGAGCAGGGUGGAGAUGAACCUGUUGACCAAUGCGGAGCGGUCGAAAACACGCCCGAAACAUCGAAUAAACCAGUAAAGAAGAAAAAGAAAUCUGAAGUGAAGAUAUCCAAACAGGUUAGCAGUUCAACUGAUGGCGAAGACAAGGGAGAGGAGGUAGUUGAAGAGGAUUAUCGAGGCAAGGAGGUGAUCCCUGAGUUGAAAGACACGGCACCUUCUUCUGAAAUGGACGCUGAGUCACAAUCAAAUGUAACCAAGAAUGAGGAAAAGAGGAAAAACAGGCAUAAGAAGGGACAAACAGCUGAAACGGGCCCUGGGGCACAGCCAGAAGAUGAGUCUCAAAUUAAUCUGAAGGUUCAAGCCGAAAAGCAACCAUGUCAAGACAAAAAAGCAAAUCUCCCUAAAAAGAAGCCGAAGAACUGGACAAAUGCUGCCCUUUCUGGCUCUGAUGACAAAAAUACUGACGUGAGUGCAUGGAAGGGCCUGUUUGUUCCGGCUUCAGUGCUGGAGGCACUGAGCAGCCUUGGGUUUGGUUCACCCACUCCUAUACAAGCUCUGGUAUUGCCCCCAGCUAUCAGAGAUCAUUUGGACAUAGUGGGGGCAGCUGAGACAGGAAGCGGAAAAACGCUGUCCUUUGGUAUUCCAAUGAUCCAUUCCAUCCUGGAGUGGAAGAAGGGUUCUGAAGGACAGGAUGAUGCAGAUGACCAGGAUAAGGCACACACAAAGGUGGAGAGCCUAUAUUUGCCAAAUCCGAGCGAGUCAGCAGUGGAUAAUGAUGGAGAACAAGUUCAAUGCACUGAAUCAAAUGCUGAUUUAAUGACAGCACAGGAUGGAGAGCACAAAGUGCCUGCGGAGGGAGAGGGUGAAGGCAUCACAGAACACGAUAUAGUUGAUGAAGACAUUGUCAUUGAAGAAGAAAAUCAGCAUGAAAGGAUUGGUUGUGUCAAAGUAAUUGAGAAUGUGGACUUUGACUUCAACACUUCUGUGGAAGCAGUACAAAGAACUACUGACAGUCAAAAUCAGCCUCUACUUGGACUGGUUCUCACCCCAACCAGAGAGCUGGCUGUUCAGGUCAAGCACCAUAUUGAUGCUGUGGCAAAAUUCACCGAUAUAAAAACGGCUCUAGUUGUGGGUGGAAUGGCACUGCAGAAACAAACAAGAAUGCUGAAGCGCAGGCCAGAAGUUAUCAUAGCCACUCCUGGUCGUCUGUGGGAGUUGAUCAAGGAGAGGCAUCCCCAUCUUCUGAACCUCAGAUAUCUCAGGUGCCUUGUAAUUGACGAAGCAGACCGCAUGGUAGAAAGGGGCCACUUUGCAGAGCUGGAGUGUCUCCUAGAGAUGCUUAACACUGUUCACUUCAACCCCAAGAGGCAGACAUUUGUGUUUUCUGCCACCCUGACCAUGGCCCACAGCCUGCCCAUGCGCCUCUUGCAGAAGAAAAAGAAGAAUCUUGAUCAAAGAAGUAAGCUGGAAAUGCUCAUGGAGAAAGUGGGGAUUAAGUCCAAGCCCAAAAUCAUUGAUCUGACUAGGAAGGAGGCUACAGUGGCGACCCUUACAGAGACACGGAUACAUUGCGAAAAGGAGGAGAAGGACUUCUUCCUCUAUUACUUCCUGCUCCAAUACCCCGGGCGAACCAUGGUGUUUGCCAACAGCAUUGAGUGUAUCAAGAGGCUCAAUGCUCUACUGGUCAUCUUGGACUGGACUCCGCUGCCUCUUCAUGCCAACAUGCACCAGAAACAGCGCCUCAAAAACCUGGAGAGAUUUGCUGAGAGGGAAAAAUGUGUUCUCCUGACCACUGAUGUGGCAGCAAGGGGACUGGAUAUCCCUGAUGUUCAGCAUGUUAUUCAUUACCAGGUUCCCAGGACAUCUGAGACGUACGUCCAUCGUAGUGGCCGAACAGCGAGAGCCACCAAGGAGGGUCUCAGUUUACUCCUAAUAGGCCCUGAUGACAUGGUGAACUUCAAGAAAAUUUACAGAGCUCUUGGGAAAGAUGAGGAUCUCGCCAUGUUCCCCAUACAGAACAAAUGCAUGGCGGCCAUCAAGGAGCGGGUCAACUUGGCCAGGAAGAUAGAGAAGAUUGAGUUCCACCAUAGCAGGGAGCAACAGCAUGACUCCUGGUUCAAACAAGCAGCGGAGGCCCUAGAAAUGGACCUGGAUGAUGAUGUUUUGUUCGGUAAACAAAAGAAUGAGGAAGACCACAGACAACAGCAGAAAUUGGUGAAAGGGAUGAAGAAGCAUUUGAAGCAUUUGCUCUCCCAGCCUGUAUUCAAGAAUGUGAUAAAAACAAAGUACCCCACCCAAAUGGGAACGCUCUCCCUGCCCCAGAUUCCCCUUGCAGGAUUUGAAACUGCCCUAACCAGUGUCUCAACACAGAAGAAGAAACAAAAGAAAGCACAGCAGCAACAAUGACACGAAGAAACUAUGUGGAUGCCGAUAUCCAAAGCCUGCGACAGAGCCAGGAUGUCCACAUGAUCACACUCCAUUCCCAUGGUCUCCACUUCCUGAAGGAAGACAACAUAGGGAUUGGCUAGCUACACAGUCAAGAAAAAAAAGC